Molecule: messenger RNA, 426 nt
Organism: Hibiscus syriacus
Lineage: Eukaryota; Viridiplantae; Streptophyta; Magnoliopsida; Malvales; Malvaceae
Exons: 2
Coding region: 1-426 (141 amino acids)
Biological process (GO): cell fate determination
Source: RefSeq, a predicted model, not a curated record
AUGGCUACCACCGUCCACUUCUUCCUUUCAGCUCUCUUUCUUUCUCUCGUUGCCCAAGGAUACUGUCAAUGCUCGAUAGCCGACGUGACGAUCAGACAAAUGCAAACUGGGAAAACAGUGGCAAACAAGGCGGAAUGGAAAGCCACAAUCACCAACGGUUGCCCUUGCACUCAGUCUGAUUUGAAACUCAGCUGCGAUGGAUUUCAGACAGUGGAAGCCGUUGAUCCGUCGGUGAUAUCGAAAUCAGGGGGAGAAUGUUUGAUCAACGCUGGCCAGCCAGUGGCUCCCAACACCUAUCUGAGCUUCAACUAUGCUUGGGAUACUCCCUUCUCCUUCAAGCCCCUUUCAUCCCAACCCAAUUGUUCUUACAUUUUGAGUCUAAAAGUACGAUUUUUGAAUUCUAGUGCUACUAAGUUCCUUCAAUAA